Molecule: messenger RNA, 518 nt
Organism: Sorex fumeus (smoky shrew)
Lineage: Eukaryota; Metazoa; Chordata; Mammalia; Eulipotyphla; Soricidae
Product: mitochondrial ribosome and complex I assembly factor AltMIEF1
Exons: 3
Coding region: 123-335 (70 amino acids)
Source: RefSeq, a predicted model, not a curated record
GGAAGUGAAGGGGCCAUGUUGGUGAGUGACCCCGGGAGCGGUGGCCGGCGGCAGGCGAGUCCCGAGGCGGCGAGGAGGCGCGCGCGGUCCGCGGCUCGACGCCCAGCCCCCGCCCAUCCCCCAUGGCCCCCUGGAGCCGCGAGGCGGUGCUGAGUCUCUACCGGGCUCUGCUGCGCCAGGGCCGGGCGCUGCGCUACACUGACCGGGGCUUCUACCUGGCCUCCAUCCGCCGCGAGUUCCGGAAGAACCAGAAGCUCGAGGACCCCGCGGCCCGGGAGAGGCAGCUGGAAAAGGGCCUGGUCUUCCUUCACAGCAAACUGGGGGGGAUCAUCUAGGCCCCUCUCCUGUCCCUGCGCCCCAGGGAACGAGGGCGGAGACGCCGUGUGCCCAGCCGUCUGCCCGCCCCUGGCGCUGCCUCGCCGAUGUGGUGAGCCAUGGCGGGCGCCGGCGAGCGCAAGGGCAAGAAGGAUGACAAUGGCAUCGGCACGGCCAUUGAUUUUGUGCUCUCCAAUGCCCGG